Acanthopagrus latus (yellowfin seabream) is the source of this 3116-nucleotide messenger RNA. It is a transcript of the gene tap2t, whose product is annotated as transporter associated with antigen processing, subunit type t, teleost specific. Gene Ontology annotation, molecular function: ATP binding; ABC-type oligopeptide transporter activity; ATP hydrolysis activity. Gene Ontology annotation, cellular component: membrane. The record is from RefSeq and is a predicted model, not a curated record. The coding region runs from base 293 to 2431 and encodes 712 amino acids. Gene Ontology annotation, biological process: transmembrane transport. The transcript is spliced from 12 exons. NCBI's taxonomy places the organism in Eukaryota, Metazoa, Chordata, Actinopteri, Spariformes, Sparidae.
AUGAAACCGCUCUGAAGAGCUGCUGGUAGUGACAGUGGGGCAGUCUCACAUCAGAUACAUGAAACAUACGAUACUUUUACAGUAAUCUGUUUACUUAGUACUUCAUAGACUGCUUGCAUGCAUAAUAAGAAGUACUUUUACGGUGUACUUUUCGAGUAAUCCUGUGUCAUAGUGAGUCGGUCCACCUCGUCAGCACUUACUGAAAGUGAAAGUAAAAGUUAACCAGAAGCAGCAUCAAGCUAACCUGCUGAAUGUUGGAGGGAACACACGUCUGACUGUCCACCAGAGGAAAAUGAAGGAAGUGGCAGUUUGUGGAUUUCUUAUUCUCCUCUUCGAUGCCGUGCUCAGUUUGGCACUGUGGGCCGGACUGUGGCUGCAGCGGUGCUCCGGCUGUGGUGGACUGGCAGGUGUGUGGGCCUUUGGGGCAGCGAAGUGGGCCGCCCUCCAUGUUUUCACCUCAGCACUGACUGAUGGGAAGCCCCAGGCUGUGCUCUGCAGGCUGGUCGCUCUCCUCGGCCUCCUUUCUCCCGUGUUUGAAAGUGGACGGAUCUUCAUGGAGCCUCCCUCAGAGCCUUACCGGGGACCAUCCCCUGACCUCAACAUGCUGCUCCUUGGCCCGCUGUCGUCAGUAGUGGCCUGUAUGGUUUGGGAAAAGGGCCUCUGUGGGAAUGCAAAGAUGAAAAAAGGCACCGUUCAACUGGAUGCCAGGCGGUUGCUGGCGAGGAUGGUGAAAUACUUCAAGCCAGACACCUUUUACCUCAUCGCAGCUUUCAGUUUCCUCAUCUUAGGUGUCAUCUGUGAUACAUUUAUCCCGUUGUAUCAGGGGAAGGUGAUUGACAUGCUGAGAGGUCAGGUGCUUCAAACUGGCUUCUGUUAUGCAAUUGGACAGCUGGUGCUUCUCUCUCUUGGAAGCGCUCUGUUCUCUGGCAUGAGAGGAGGCAUAUUUAUGUGCACCCUGGCCAGACUGAACAAGAGACUGAAACAUCUGCUGUUUCACUCCCUCCUGCAGCAGGAAGUGCAUUUCUUCGAGGAGAACAAUGCUGGAAGUCUCUCGUCCCGCCUGCACUCCGAUGUGGACAGGAUGGGCCGCACAGUAGCACUGAACGCCAACGCGCUGGUUCGCAGCACAGUCAAGACCUGCCUGAUGCUCUCAGUGAUGUUAAACCUGUCCUGGGAGCUCACAGUGCUCACCUGCAUAGAGAUGCCACUCCUGGCCAUCUUGCAGAACAAAUACAUCACACUGUCCAAGGAGCUGAAAGACCAGAUCCAGGACUGCCAUGCUCAGAACAAAGAUCUGGCUACUCAGACAGUCAGAAAUAUUUGCACAGUCCGCAGCUUCAGGGCAGAGAAAGAUGAACUGAGGAGGUAUAAUGAGGCUCUGGACCAGAUGUGUGCCAUCAAGACACGAUCGGGAGUAUACAGCAUAGUCUUUGGCUUUUUACGGAGGCUGGUGAGUCUGGGGAUAAGGUUGCUCAUGCUGGUACAGGCUCGCAGUCUCAUCUCCUCAGGUCACCUCAGCAUCGGUAGUCUUGUUUCCUUUUUCUUGUACCAGAAGCCGAUGUCAAACAACUUAAGGGAGAUUUUGUAUUGCUAUGGAGAGACGAUGUCCACAGUUGGAGUCAUCUCCAAAGUGUUCAGUUAUCUUGACAGGACACCAAAGUGCGAGAAGGCGGGAGAGUUAGCUCCUGAGAAGCUAGAGGGAAGAAUCGUUUUCCAGAAUGUCACCUUCACCUACCCGUCAGCUCCAUCAGAUAAACCAGCUCUGAAGUCUGUUUCUAUGGAGCUUCAGCCGGGGAAGAUGACAGCACUGGUCGGCCCCUCCGGCAGCGGGAAGUCUUCCUGCAUCAGCCUCCUGAAGAGGCUGUAUGAACCUCAGGAGGGACAGAUCCUGCUGGAUGGAGAACCGCUGCACCAUUACAAACACAAGUACCUCCAUCAAAAGGUGGCCUUGGUGUCCCAGAAUCCUGUGCUGUUUUCUGGUUCACUGAGAUACAACAUUGAGUACGGCUUGGAGGACUGCCCCAUCGAGAAGGUGCAAGAAGCUGCAAAGAAGGUCAACGCUGAUCAGUUCAUCUCUGAACUGGAGGAAGAAUACGACACAGAUAUAGGUGAAUGUGGUGGCCGACUUUCAGAGGGACAGAAGCAGUGCAUCGCCAUCAUCAGGGCUCUGAUUCGAGAUCCGCAGGUCUUCAUACUGGAUGAGGCUACCAGCAAACUGGAUAUUGAAAUGCAGCAUAUUGUGCUUCGGGAGGUUCUGUCUUGUGGUCUGACGGUCCUGCUGGUGGCUCAUCAGCUGAGCACGGUGGAGAAGGCCGAUCACAUUAUCUUCAUGGAGAAAGGAGAAGUCGUGGAGGAGGGGACGCACCAGGAACUCAUGGCCAAGAGAGGACGCUACCAUCGCUUGAAAGAGGAACUGUUCACUCAAGGCUGAAUAGAGCUCAGUAAAUAUAGUUUUAUUGUUUGUAUGUGAAUUGUUGUUGUCCAGAGUAUCUGCGGGGUGAUUAAACGUGUGAACAUUCUUCUUGACAGGAUUACCUGUCCGAUAUUCAUCUUGUCAGACAUGUCAGGACAAAAACAACUUCAUAUAUUAGAUAUGAAGUAAUGGGAAUGAAGAGGUAUGGUCUGCAUGUUUCAUGAGCACUAAUUAUGUUUCCGUGUUGAAGCAGUAUUGGAGCAUCACACCAACAGAUGAACUGAAACUUCAAUACCAAGAAAGUGUUUUUACAGUGAGGCAGUUAAAUCUUCAGAGGCAAAUAUUGUCUUUCACUACACAGUUGCUGUCCUGCAUAACAGGGAAGCACAACUACUUGUUUUAAAUAUCUGAUUUAUUAAAUGAUCAUAACUUUGCAAAGGAAAAUGCAGAGUGGAGUGCAGUGGAUGCAGUGAAACGUGGAUGCAUUAAAGAAGAAUAUGUUUUACAAAGUAAGCCCUAGUUUUGUUGUUUUUUUAUUUGUUCUUUGUUUUUUUUUGUCCUAUUUCUUCUUUUAUCUCUGUUAACUGUAUUGAAACUCUGUGCAUCAUUUGCCUUCUUUUGUAUGGACCUCUUCCUUUGCACCAGUAUGAAGACAUAAAGGUUGUAAAUGGACUUUGUUAAAUAAAGAGAGUAAAUAAACGUA